Gloeophyllum trabeum ATCC 11539 is the source of this 303-nucleotide messenger RNA. RefSeq lists its product as uncharacterized. The coding region runs from base 1 to 303 and encodes 100 amino acids. The transcript has 3 exons. NCBI's taxonomy places the organism in Eukaryota, Fungi, Basidiomycota, Agaricomycetes, Gloeophyllales, Gloeophyllaceae. The record is from RefSeq and is a predicted model, not a curated record.
AUGGCAGCUCAGUAUCUGUCUUACACGCACAUUAAAGCCUUUGAGUGGGGAAAGCUCGAUGAUAGGGACCAACACACGUCAUUACGCCCCUCUUCGUCUGCGUACACAGCGACGCCGUUGUCGAUCUCGAACGAUAUAAAAAUCGGGUCGGGGACUCACUACACUCCCUCGGACUCGUCGCCUGAGACGGCCUUCUCGCCGUCUUUCUUCAGCACUGCGAGCAACAGUCGCAUCCGCACUGUAUCUGCCAACGGGAGAGGGGUUGGAGACAAUGACCCGCCAGACACGCCGCUGACGCCCUAA